AUGAUUAUCGUGCUGUUGUUGCUCUUCCAAUCGCUCUGUCUUUACUGCCAACGUUUGGUGUUACACGUACAUGACCGAUGGAUAAAUCGCACAAACGCCCGUCUCCUGGCCGAAGUGGCUGAAACAGUGGGGGAUCGCAAGGCGCUCCAACACCUCCAGGAGCAGCAAACCGAGCAGGCAAAGCGUCAGAGCAAAGAGCGCCGCCUGGAGUCUUUUCUGCCUCUCGGCGCCGGUGUUAACCUCGAGGCGUGUAGAUUUUGUGCCAACAGUCCGCAAGGAUACUGUCGCCACCACUUUCAUCUGCAAGAGUUGCAGGUCCAGAAGCAACAACAGCGACACCAGCAGUGGAUGCCUUUGGGUUGCUCGAACAGCGGUGAAAGGAGUGUGGGUCAGGAAUAUCGACAGCUGCGGCGCAUUAAACGCGAGCUGAAACGCAGUCUUAACCAACGUUUAAACGUUCAACAACAACACCAGCAAAGCUAUCAGCAAUACCGUCAGGUCCUCAGUAACUUACAGGCGGAGCAGCAGCAGCAAUUGGAGGAGCAGCCGGAAGAGGAUCAGCAGGAGCUAUCAAGUAGCCAGACAUCGUUAACAAGUGGCUUUAUAUCGUUGGAGGAGCAAUCAAUCUCGUCAGCCACAACACACUGCACCGACUUGGACGAUGAGGAGCUACCGCCCAUAUUCCGCACCCACAUAGUCACCAGCUAUUUGUAGACGAACCACUCAAUCACCCUUCAGUACUUCAGCUAGAACAAUAGACAAAGCAAGCCUGGCAGCUUCAUUCAAGCAAAAACAAC
This is a messenger RNA of Scaptodrosophila lebanonensis, 797 nucleotides long. Its product is annotated as putative cyclin-dependent serine/threonine-protein kinase DDB_G0272797/DDB_G0274007. The transcript has a single exon. The coding region runs from base 1 to 714 and encodes 237 amino acids. Lineage: Eukaryota; Metazoa; Arthropoda; Insecta; Diptera; Drosophilidae. The record is from RefSeq and is a predicted model, not a curated record.